Coffea arabica (coffee) is the source of this 1647-nucleotide messenger RNA. Its product is annotated as fasciclin-like arabinogalactan protein 21. The record is from RefSeq and is a predicted model, not a curated record. NCBI's taxonomy places the organism in Eukaryota, Viridiplantae, Streptophyta, Magnoliopsida, Gentianales, Rubiaceae.
UUGCUGGAUUGGGUGGCAAUGCCAAGCUGCAUCCGGAGGAAGAGUGUAACAAUAAUCAAUCAUAGGCUCUGAAAAUCAUAAAGUGCUGUUUAGGGGCAUUUUGGUCGAUCAGGCUCUCAAAAUCAUAGUAACAGAUUGAGAUCCUCCCACUGAAAUCAAGAACUUGCCAUCCCCAUAACCGCCGCCACCACUCCUCUAAAUCUGCACCGUCUAUAUUUUUCCCGCUCUAUUACAACAACUAACAACUACCACCACCACUACCAUUUCGUUUACUCCACGGUCAGACAAAAAGCCCCAGAGAAAAUCACCAACCAAACAAUGGGCGCCACCCGCAAUGUCCUCCUCAUCUUUCUCACCGCCGCCAUUCUCGCCGCCGCCGCCUCAGCACAAACACUCGUCCACACAUACCCACCCUCCCUCUUCGCCACCAUCCUCUCCGCCCUCGGCUUCCGAGACCUCUCCAACGUCACCGCUAAUGCCAGCCUCUCUCUCACCGCUCCCUCCACUGUCUUCGCCCCCACCGACUCCUCCCUCCUCACUUGCCCCUCCUGCUCCCUGCCUCUUCUCCUCCAAGAACAUUCCCUCCCGGGCCUCUACUCUUUCCACUUUCUCCGCAACUUAGCCUUCGGCACCAAGAUUGAGACCUUCGCCCGCAACCGCUGUCUCACCAUCACCGCUUCCCCCAUCAUCAACCCCUCCGACGCCGUCUCCACCCGGAAAAUCUUCGUCAACGGCGUCGAAAUCACCAAACCGGACCUCUUCGAUAAUGGCCUCGUCAUCGUCCACGGCAUCCAGGGGUUUAUGUCUCAUCUCUCGCCGACUUCCUGCACUAUCGAGAAAAUGACUACCCUCGCCUACCCAGACCCCCCGCCGCCCACGGCAGAGUUCUUGGUCAUGCGCUCGAUGCUGAAAGAGGCCAUGGCCGAGUUGCGUGUCAGGGGGUUCAGUUUGGUGGCUCUGGCGAUGAGGGUCAAGUACCCGGAGCUGGCAGACCUCAAGUCCAUGACGCUUUUCGCGAUUGACGAUGGGUCCAUCUUCGCCGGAGGGGGAGGGCAUGCUUACGUCACCGACCUAAUGUUUCACAUAGUGCCCAACAGAAUUCUGAAGGGGUCGCACUUAAUGAGUCUGCCGCUGGAUACGGUGAUCCCGACGAUGGAGCGCGGGCAGGAACUGGUUGUGACCACCGCAGGCGGAGGAGGGCCCUUGUCUCCCAUGAGGAUAAACUACAUGAAGAUUAAGAGCCUUGAUUUGGUGAGUAACAAGAGGAUAGUGGUGCAUGCACUGUCAAACCCACUGCCCCACGUGCACCGUCGGACGGCGAUUAGGGAGGAGGAGGCCACUUGUGAUGAGCACCAAAGUGGAUUGUGUGAGGAAAGUGCUGGUACUAAACGACCAACGGUGCAGAUUGAAGAUCCUUUUGGUUUGUGAGGUUCUGAUCCCUGCCCCAAUUUUGCAUCUGUGCAUUGCGUCGCUGUUUCAUUUUGGUCAAUCGUUCAUUGUUGAUCGAAGUUCUUCAAAUUCAGGGGAGGCAUAUUCCUGUAAAUUUCGCUACAAUUUGAGUCCACUCCCCUAAUUGAUUUUAAUUGUUUGAUUUUUCUUUUUAUUCAUUUUGGAAGAUAGAAGCCCAAGUCUCGGGUUUCCAUUUGA